CAUCUUACAGAAAUAACUCAUCGCCAGGACAGAUUAGUCCUAGGUUUGCUUGUCGGGCAAUAUAGUUGAUGUCGUACCCUCAUACAAAUGUACACAGUCCCAAUUCAAUACCCGGAUCGUUUACCUACUUGAAUAGCAAACAAAAAAUAUAGUAGCGUGUAACAGGAGCUCACUGUCGGGAGAGUUUUAUUUUGUUAUUGAAAUUAUUGUCAGGUGUUCUGAUUUUGUCGUGAUUUCUGGUGUAUAAAUUUGAUACAAUGUAUUACAGGUGUUGAGUUUGACCUUCCUCGGGGAAUUGGACCAGAUACUGUGUUUCUUCUGGACACUUCCGCUAGCAUGGCACGCGAUGAAAACUUUUUGAAAAUGAUAGAAAUAGCAGGAGAAAUUUUUCAAGGUAUAGCUUACGAAAGUGUGCCGGGGGUCCUAGACGAAAACAUCGCCUUUGUAACGUUUGGACAUUCGACAUCGAUAUGGAAGCAUCUGACGAACGACCAGUCUUGUUGGAUCGAUGAGUUAGAUUCCAUCAAAGGGAAUGGACCAGACGGGCCUUCAGACCUGUGUAAAGGUCUGGGGAUGUGUAGAGAUGCAAUAAAGGUGAACAAAAACCCCCUUGAGGCAUACAAUCGGUGUAUAUCAGCACGAAUCGUACUAAUCACAAAUGGAAACAUAUCCGAUUCAUCAGAACAGCCGGAAUCGUUUAAGAAUCGAGAGAAAGCUCGACAUCAGGCAUACAGCCUUGUGGAGGAAUUGACCCAUGGUAACCAUAAAGUCUUUUGUGUGCCACUCUGUAGCUACGACUCGCCUAGAUACCGUUUUCUGGAGAAACUUGCUCAUCAGGGAUCCGGAUGUAUCGUCAGACCAGACGACAUACAGCAUAUCACAAGAUAUCAUCGUAAAAUUCUCUGGGCGCUACGAGUCGAAAGCUGUCAUCCAGGCGUCUAUAUUUCGGAAGGAACAUUUAUUACCGAAAUUCUUAAAGGAUCUAAACUUCCGUUUACUGACGGUGAGGUGGAAGACAUGAUGGAGAUUGUAGCCAAUUCAGAUAGGCUUGGCUAUUCAAGAGCUAGUGACAAAACUGGCAGGUUUGAAGAUCCCUAUGAUGACUUACCUCCCCUUGGUACCCGAGUUAAACAGGGUGAACACUGGCGUGAAGAUGUGUUUAAAGAACACCAUUGUGGCCCGGGAACAGGUACCGUCAUUGGGCAAGAAGCUGGCAGUGUUUGGGUGGAGUGGGAUGGCUGUGAGGACCUCAAGCAUUAUAAGUACAAGUAUGGAUUGAACAAGUACUACGAGGUCAGGGUCCAUGACCGACCACGGACUCCGGAGGAGGGCAAACCUUUUAUGGUUGGUUGUUGCAUCACAAGAAUAGAAUGGGAAGAGGAUGAACCAGACGACCCACUAGGUUAUGGACUGGUGUUCAUUACAAAUCCUUAUUUCGAAACAUUUGGUGUACGCUGGAAGAACGGAGAUGCCAGUUACUACAAAUACAAUUUUGUCUGCUGUGUCCAGGAAGAGCUUCCUUCUCCGUGGUGCUUUGGUCCAGAAUAAAUUAAACAACUGCCCAUGGCCAGACAGUAUACAUAUGCAUAUGUGUAUUGGGAUGA
Molecule: messenger RNA, 1604 nt
Organism: Pecten maximus
Lineage: Eukaryota; Metazoa; Mollusca; Bivalvia; Pectinida; Pectinidae
Exons: 12
Coding region: 337-1548 (403 amino acids)
Source: RefSeq, a predicted model, not a curated record